Molecule: messenger RNA, 1331 nt
Organism: Linum tenue
Lineage: Eukaryota; Viridiplantae; Streptophyta; Magnoliopsida; Malpighiales; Linaceae
Source: the annotation of a GenBank genome assembly
GACGGAGUUAACCCAGUAGCCAAACAGAACCUAAGAUUUCGAUAUAAACAAAGUCCACCACAGGACAACAACCAGUCCAACAAACAACAACAAAAGAGAAGGAGCGAAGCCAACGAGGCCAGCCAUCAGCGAUAACCACAAGAAAGCACCCAACUGUACAAAACCAAAAGCCCCUUCCUUUAUAAACCCUUCUUUCAUUCAUUCAUCGCACUUCCCCUUUCAUCCACCUCCACCAUUCUCCUUCUUCGCAUCUCUUCUGUGCUUCUGAUCUUCCUCUGCAAACAGAAGAAGAAGGAGGAGGAACUUAACCAACAAUGGCGUCCAUCACAAGAGCUUCCGUCUCCAUGCCGUCCCUCUCCACCUCUGUGAACCAGAGCCAGCGGAGGAUCUCGGGGAUGAAUUCCGUCUCCUUUCCCGUCAGUGGGAGAUCGAUGAUUCCUUCUCUUAGAUUGCAACGCGGGCUUCAAGUCUGCUGCGCGGUACGAUUUCUUACUCUCCCCAUUACCCCCUGAAGAUUUUGUGAUAUGGGAAUGUAGGGUCUUUGGAUCUAAUGUAGCUUAUGGAAAAUCUGUUGAUGGGUUAGUUGGAUCGUCUAAUUUAAUCUUGAUAUAUGUCAAUUUCUGUUUCUGGGAUUCUGCUGAAGUCUUGGUGGGUGAUGGAUUUGAGAAGCUGGGUUAGAAAUUGGGAAUUUGUGGGAUUUCUGGCUAUGUAUUUUCUGUAUAGCAUCUGAUUAAUGGAGCCGUGUCAUUGACAAUUGUUGCCAGGCCAAGCAAGAGACCGUAGACAAAGUGGUUGCCAUCGUGAAGAAGCAGCUUGCUCUGCCUGCAGAUGCAGCUGUCAAUGGAGAGUCUAAGUUUGCUGCUCUUGGAGCUGAUUCCCUUGAUACUGUUGAGAUCGUGAUGGGGCUCGAGGAGGAGUUUGACAUCACCGUGGAGGAAGAGAGUGCACAGAGCAUUACCACAGUCCAAGAGGCUGCUGAUAUGAUCGAGAAGCUCGUUGAGAAGUGAAUGAAGCUUUUUGCUUAAGUUAUGUCAUCAACUGAGUUAUGGAGUUGGAGGGGUUUUUUUCUAGUUUCUAAGAAGAAUCUUUUUAGUUUGAUGCAGUUUCCGAAACGUUUCGGUUGGCUAGUUUGGUCGUCGUGCGCCUGAACUUAAAUUAUGAUACUGUGACAGUUCAUGUUUGUUCUUAAUGGCUGGAUUUCGUUGGACAGCUCAUUGGCUCUCUUUUUUUCUUCCUUUACUCACUGGUUUUUAAAGGUCAAGUUUGUUCGCCGAUUUGAUUCGACUACAGAUGUUUGCCCAGCAUUGUGGAUUCUUUUCGGGUCUGAAUUG